AUCAUUAGAAGUAAAGAAAUUGCUCAAGGUUAUCCUGGUUUAUAAUUAUUAUUUAUGAUACCAUUAACAUGCUACACCUUAGCUGACAGUUGACAGUAAUUAGGCUGAAUUCAAAUGUCGUCAUGGUAUAUCUUCUGAAUAUACUUUCUGAAAUGUAUAAUGUACGCAACAAAGCAAUUUUCAUGAAAAUGAACAUAAACUGAACAUAAAGAUUUGCCAGUAGACUCGAACUUGUAGAUAGACUUGCGUUUGCUCACGUUGACCUCUCCAAUAUGGCGACUGCCGAUGGAGCCACGUCUGUCGAUUGAACUGCAUUGACUUACAAUUGAGUGUAGACCUCUCCAAUAUGGCGGAAGCACUGACGGCUUGUAAUAGCUAGCACUCGCAACGGCUUCCUGCUUGCAGUGUUGCCGUAGUUACCGGACGCGUGCCUAUUAGGUUUCACUGUAAAACAGAUAUCCGUGUAAAGGACAAAGGGAGUUUUUUAACGGCUAAAGCGAAACAAGGCCGGUCUAACUGUACAACAGAAACGCCGAGAUGAACUCACAGAGGCUGAAACGCAUUAUGGUCUACCGAUCAUCCACCUGUCUCAAACCUUCACCCAAAUCCGUCAGGAGCUCUACAAACUACAUAGAGAGGAUGCCACCAGAGGUCACUGAGAAGAUUAUUUCAUAUUUGGAUGCAGAAUCCCUUUUCUGCCUUGGCUUCGUCAACAAGCAUUUCCAUGAGCUGGCUGAAAACAACACCAUGUGGUAUCACUUUUACACCUGUCAGCGAGCAAAAACGAAGACAUCCAGGCUAAUAAAGGAUGUGACAGAUGGAGUGGACAUGGCCAGCAUUCAGGAAAAGCCUAAGGGAUACUGGAGGAGAGUUUUCUUUAAAGAACUGGCCAGUCGUAAUGGAAGCUGGAAGAGAAAACUCAAAUCCAUUCAUUCUUACACAGGACUGCCAAUUCGAACAGUUGAAAUUCUCAGGAGUUUGGGUGUCAUGUGGGAGAUCACAGUGAAGGAAGCAAGAGGACAUGAGAACAGAAUUAAACACUCUCACGUGUACUUUGGCCAAGCCUCUCUGACUGUUGGAUGGAGUUCAGGAAACUGGCCAAUUCUGGAUAAACCUACUACACUAGAGCUGCAUGGAGUGAUGCUUGUGCCCAUUAACUGUCCAGUCACAUACAGACCAGGCUGGAGAUCACUCUUACGAAAAUUUAUUGUGAAGAAGGACGGUGGGAAAUUAUGCAGUUCAGACAGGGUCAUCUCUUUGCUGUACAUUGAGAAAGGUGUAACUGUGGGGGUUUGGCAGAAGCAACAGGAAAUUGCAUUUGUCCUAGUGAACUUACAUUAUCACAGGCUUGUGGAAAGAAAUCUCCUGGGGUCAUCCACUACUCCGUAUGAGUCAACAGACAUGCAAGCCCAUUUUGAUGACAUUGAUCCUGUUUAUGGCUUGCAUGGUUACAGUGUGCACCUUGAGCUGCACAACACAGUCGAAAGCAUUGCAUCAGUCAACUUUUCCCAGCUGUUCUGCAGGAAAGAUCAGAUUGCUGAUGGGUACAUCCCUUUGCAAGUUAUCAGUAAAGACAGCAGAUCACGACAAACCCCUCUGUGUGGAAAAACCAGCUUGCCUUGGAGGACUGAAGUACUACAGGGACGCAUAGAGACAUCAUGGUGUGGGCUGUUUUUCAUCACAUGGUACUGGCAGACGUCAUAUAAUUGAAGGAACGAUGAAUGGAGCCCUUUACCAGGAGAUUCUUGAGAAGAAUCUGCUGCCAUCCACCAGGAUGAUGAAGAUGAGACAUGGGUGGACCAUCCAGCAUGACAACAAUCCAAAGCAUACAGCAAAGGAAACUCUCACUUGAUUUUUUUUAUUUUUUAUUUUUUUUUUGAAACCAAGUUAGAAUUUAGAAUUUAAAUUCAAGUUAUAAGGUUAAAAUUUCCUAGUAAAUCACCUGAUUUAAAUCCAACUGAACAGGAUUUAAAGACAAUAUGUUUACAAGAAUGGGCCAAAAUCACACCUAAAUACUGCGACUGAUUAAUUUCCUUCUACAGGAAGCAUCUUGACGCUGUCAUUACAAACAAAGGCUUCUCUACUAAGUAUUAAAAAAAUUUCAGUUAGCGUGUUCAAUA
Messenger RNA from Ictalurus punctatus (channel catfish), 2120 nucleotides. RefSeq names its product F-box protein 15 (gene fbxo15). Gene Ontology annotation, molecular function: protein binding. The coding region runs from base 538 to 1710 and encodes 390 amino acids. The transcript is spliced from 10 exons. The record is from RefSeq and is a predicted model, not a curated record. NCBI's taxonomy places the organism in Eukaryota, Metazoa, Chordata, Actinopteri, Siluriformes, Ictaluridae.